ACCAAAGCAGUCUUUAAAUACUACAUUUAAUUGAAAUAUACUUGAAAACUUUUGAAUAAUUUUUAAAAUGGCUAUUUUGCAUACGAAACAAGUUUUUGCGUUAUGCUUAAUAAUUUGUUUUUUUAAACAAUCAUUUUCUACACCACUCACAGAGGAGCAAAAGAUGGCGUUACACCAGAAUAUAGAACUGAAGAAAGAGGUGUUAACGGAAUUAACCAAGGAAGAGGUCGAUGAUGGUUUGUACACGGAAGCGGUAAAAAAAAAUCGUGCAAGAGUAGAGCGAUUCACCGAUCGCCUGAGUCGUAAAGAACCAAAAAAUAAAGACAAUGUUUCAGCAGAUGAAUUUGAGAAGAUAAUUGCCGAAGAUGAUGCUUACAUGGCUGAGAAUAUGGAAAUUGUCGGUAGGCGGAUGCGAAUCCGUUUACGCCAAUCAGGUUAUCCGAUAUUCGGAGAUAACGAGGAGUUAAUUGCUGAGGAUAUGAAAAACGAGAAUGAGUAUAUUGCCGCAAGGAAUGAAAAACUCCGUGAGUUAAAGAAAAAAUCAAAAAGGAAGUCCUGCCUGUUUUCUUCGCUUUGUCCAAAGAAGAAUGAGUGACCGGACACAAGCAUCUAGAGACUCAUUUUUAUUUAAAUUAAUAUAUAAAUAUAUAGUUACAUAAUUUUUGUAUGUGUUUUAAUACAUCUGAGAUAUGUGAUACUGGUUUAACUGACUGUAUAAGAAACUUCCUAAUUUAAAUUAAAAAUUAUAAAA
Messenger RNA from Adelges cooleyi (spruce gall adelgid), 751 nucleotides. RefSeq lists its product as uncharacterized. NCBI's taxonomy places the organism in Eukaryota, Metazoa, Arthropoda, Insecta, Hemiptera, Adelgidae. The transcript is spliced from 9 exons. The coding region runs from base 68 to 595 and encodes 175 amino acids. The record is from RefSeq and is a predicted model, not a curated record.